Molecule: messenger RNA, 2322 nt
Organism: Athene cunicularia (burrowing owl)
Lineage: Eukaryota; Metazoa; Chordata; Aves; Strigiformes; Strigidae
Gene: GCNA
Product: germ cell nuclear acidic peptidase
Exons: 10
Coding region: 51-1526 (491 amino acids)
Cellular component (GO): nucleus
Source: RefSeq, a predicted model, not a curated record
GCGGCAGCCAUGCCCUGUACUUCUCUUCCAGCAGUGAUGAUGAAUUUGAAAUGUUUUUAGCUAGAAUGAAGACUCCCAAAUCUGUUUCUAAAAGGGUGGAUUCAAGUUUGAAGGACUUUAUUGAUGACUCGGAUGAUUUCUUCUUGGACUUUAAAGUGAGGACAACAAAGAAUGGACAGAAGGAUCUUCAGACCCCGAAAAAGUUGAUGACUUCUGGAAAGAAAAACGCUUGCUGCCAAGAACUGCAGUAUCCAGAGUCUUCAAGUGACCUUGAAGAUUCUGUCUUUGUAGAAAGUUCACGGCAUGACUCCCAAAAAGGGGAAGUGAAUGACUUGAAAGCGAAUCGGUGGCACAUAAAACUCCCACCUGCACAAAAUCUGAAAGAGUCAAUUUUCAGAGGCAGUUCAGACUUGCCUAGAAGGAAAGAAAGCAGCUGUGAAAAGAGUACAGAAAAUAAAGUGCCAAUUGUGGCACUGCGACAAAGUACAGAGGUAGAAUCAGAUAGCUCAGAUGACGAAUUUGAAUCGUUAAUAGAACGGAUAAGGAUACGAAGUACACCCCGAAAACCUAUCUUAAGCACAAGUAAAACUGUCUCCCAGCCGAGCACAGUAGAAAACAUGAAGCCACGCUGUGAGGAUGCCCAGCCCUUAAAAGGGGAGGGAGUCAAGACACCAAGGCCGAACUCCAUUUCCCUUCAAGAAACACCUUCCACGAUAAUGGCUUCUGUAAGAAUUCCUAGGAAUGAAUUGGUUGGCUGCUCACAAUCGGCCAAGACAGAGAAAAGGCUCAGGGUGUGCUCAGUGCCUGGCUGUUUCUUGCAAGAUCUCUCAAAUCCAGCUUCCCACUACGUGAAGUAUUUCAAGAAAAAUAAAGAGGAGCUGGCACAGAAGCUCUAUUGUCUGUAUAACAGUACCAUCUUUGAGAAAAAGUUACCGGAAAAAAUGAUAAUAACCUGGAAUAAGAAAAUGAGAAAAACGGCAGGAUAUUGUGUAACUGGGCAGACAGAUGGUCCUGAAGGAAAGCGCUAUGCUCGCAUAGAACUUUCUGAGAAAGUCUGUGACUCUGCAGAUCGUCUUCGAGACACACUAGUUCAUGAGGCUUGCCAUGCAGCCACCUGGCUGAUCAACGGUGUUCGUGAUGGGCAUGGACGAUUCUGGAGAUUUUAUGCCAAUAAAGCAGCUGUGAUUCAUCCUGAACUUCCAGUAGUAACACGAUGCCACACCUAUGAGAUUAAUUAUAAAUUCAUCUAUGAGUGUGUUCUGUGCAGUGCUACGAUUGGACGUCAUUCCAAGUCUCUGGACACGGAGCGUUUUGUGUGUGCAUUCUGCGGGGGGCAGCUGGUCCUGAGUCAGCGCACUUGCAAGGAUGGCACUCCUGCUAGGACACAGCUAACGCCAUUUGCAAAGUAUGUGAAAGAAAACUAUGGACUUACUAAAAGAGAGCAGCAUGGGCUGAGUCAUGCAGAAGUCAUGCAGAAACUCAGUGCUGAUUUUGCUUUAAAAACCAGGCUUCAAGAUACCUUGUAGUAUCUCAAUACACUUCCUUUCUUGAGGUCACUUAAAUUUUCUAUGUAGUAGUAAAUGAGUCUAACAUGAGUUGAAAAAUGUGGGUUUGAAGAUUCCAGGUAAUUUUAUACUUCUAAUAAAGAAGACCUUAAGGCCUUUUCUAAAAUGGGAAAGCGUGAGCAAGCAAUGAUGACAAAUUCCAUGGUGAUGCACAAAGUGUAUCCUAAGACAUCAGAUAAACACCACCUGUGCCUGGGAAGAUGCAGUUCUAGGCCCAUCAUGAGACUGACUUGCUGUGUUUGUCAGGAAUUUUCUGAAUGGUAUUUACACCUGGUGCUUCAUAGCAUGUCUUCAGUGACUCCAGUGAGCAAUGGAUUUACUUGUUCAUGUGGGUAGUUGAUAUGCUGUAGACUCUACAUGUGCUGAGGAACCGCUAGGUGUACAUCUGUCUGGGAUUGCCAGAUACAAGAAAAAUCCAAGCCCACAAGUCAAAGUCCUCUGAUGAAUUAUGAUUACACUUUUAUAGCAGUUGUGCCUCUAUCACUGAGAUUACAUAGAAGCUAAAAUAGAUGCAAAAUGUCAGGUUGGGGAAAGCGAAUUCAAACACUUUGUACCACAGGAGAUGGUCUAAUCAGGUGACUUAAAGCUUCCAUGCAGAACAGGAUUUAAUGUGUGUUACAGUGUUUGUGCCUGCUGUGAACAAAUAGCUCGGGAUUAGUAAUUUUGAAUAAUCAAUAAAUGACAUUUUUAUACCAACUGUGGCAAUGAACCAGGCUUCUUUGUUUCAAUUUAACUGUGGCUGUGUAGGUGUAGUACC